UUUACUCUUCUUCUUCUUCUUCUUCUUCUUCUUCUUCUUCUUCUUCUUCAGUUCAUCCAUGGAUCUUCCCACUGCUCCUCACCAGCAAAUUGACACAAAUUCAAAGGAACAAGCCAAAAAGCCAAGGCCACAGCCAGAGCAAGCCUUGAAAUGCCCAAGAUGUGACUCAACCAACACCAAAUUUUGCUACUACAACAACUACAGCCUCUCUCAACCUAGAUACUUUUGCAAAUCCUGCCGCCGUUACUGGACUCAAGGCGGCACCCUCCGCAACGUCCCCGUCGGCGGUGGCUGUCGUAAAAACAAACGCUCCUCCUCUUCCUCUUCCUCGUCCUCCGCACUCGCCGCCUCCUCUAAGAAACCCCAAGACCAUCCCUUUGCCUCCCCCGUCCCCGCCCUACCUCACUUGGCUUAUGAUCACCAAGCCAAUGACCUUAGCCUCGCAUUCGCUAGACUUCACAAAACCGGGACCGGGACUGGAACUGGACCCUCUUCAUUUAACGACUUUGAUUUCUCCGUUUUUAACGGAUUUGGGUAUAAUUCUCAACCUGUGUACUACGACAACGACAACAACAACAAUAACAUGGGAGGAGGAAUCGAAAGAUUACACUCGUACGAUCAUCAAUAUGGCAAUGUUACAACGACGGCGACGGCGACGACGGUGACGACGACGAAGCAAGAGGUAUUAGGAGGCGGAGGCGGGGGCGAGGAAAGUCGAAUGCUUUGGGGGUACCCGAAUUGGCAAAUGAACAAUAAUUCAACAGAUUCAAACAUGAUGGGUAUGGAUUUUGAUUCUGGAGGUGUUCGUGAGAGCUGGAAUAAUAAUGUUUCUUCAUGGCAUGGUCUUCUCAAUACCCCACUCAUGUAAUACUCUCUCAUAGUUUUAGUGUUUUUUUUUUUUUUUUUUUUUUUUUUUUUUUUUUUUUUUUUUUUUUUUU
This is a messenger RNA of Cucurbita moschata (crookneck pumpkin), 938 nucleotides long. RefSeq names its product dof zinc finger protein DOF2.1-like. Gene Ontology annotation, molecular function: DNA binding; DNA-binding transcription factor activity. The record is from RefSeq and is a predicted model, not a curated record. NCBI's taxonomy places the organism in Eukaryota, Viridiplantae, Streptophyta, Magnoliopsida, Cucurbitales, Cucurbitaceae. Gene Ontology annotation, biological process: regulation of DNA-templated transcription. The transcript has 2 exons. The coding region runs from base 59 to 868 and encodes 269 amino acids.